Theobroma umbraticum is the source of this 1447-nucleotide messenger RNA. Its product is annotated as growth-regulating factor 4-like. NCBI's taxonomy places the organism in Eukaryota, Viridiplantae, Streptophyta, Magnoliopsida, Malvales, Malvaceae. Gene Ontology annotation, molecular function: ATP binding. Gene Ontology annotation, cellular component: nucleus. The record is from RefSeq and is a predicted model, not a curated record. Gene Ontology annotation, biological process: regulation of DNA-templated transcription; developmental process; DNA-templated transcription.
GGCGGUGGAGGGGGGGCGGGAGUGGUGGUGGUGGGGGGAUGGGGACAGGAGGAGGGAUGAUGGCAAUGAGGUCAUCACCAUUUACAGUGUCACAAUGGCAAGAACUGGAACAUCAAGCUUUGAUCUUUAAGUAUAUGAUGGCAGGUUUGCCUGUGCCACAUGAUCUUGUGCUCCCUAUUCAGAAGAGCUUUGAGUCCGUUUCUCAUAGGUUCUUUCACCACCCCACCAUGGGGUACUGUUCCUUCUAUGGAAAGAAGGUGGAUCCGGAGCCGGGACGAUGCAGGAGAACCGAUGGCAAGAAAUGGCGGUGCUCUAAAGAUGCAUACCCGGACUCCAAGUAUUGUGAGCGGCACAUGCACCGUGGCCGUAACCGUUCAAGAAAGCCUGUGGAAUCACAAACUAUGACACAGUCAUCAUCUACUGUGACAUCACUAACUGUUUCUGGAAGCAGUGGCGGGACUGGAAGCUUCCAGAACCUUCCGUUACAUGCCUUUGGUAGUACACAAGGCACUGCUUCUGGAACCAGUCAGUCCCAUUAUCAUAUGGAGUCGAUCCCCUAUGGAAUCCCAAGCAAAGAUUAUAGGUAUCUUCAAGGACUUAAACCUGAGGUUGGUGAGCAUAGUUUCUUCUCUGAAGCUUCAGGGAGCAACCGGGGCCUCCAGAUAGAAACUCAACUGGACAACACAUGGCCUCUUAUGCAAUCUAGAGUCUCCUCGUACCCUCAGUCAAAAUCUAGUGGCAGCCACAUCUUACAGAAUGAUUAUCCCCAGCAUUCAUUUUUCAGCAAUGAAUUUAACUCUGGAGAACCUGUGAAGCAUGAGGGUCAAUCUCUUCGACCUUUCUUUGAUGAGUGGCCAAAACCCAGGGACUCUUGGUCAGCUCUUGAAGACGAGAGAUCCAACCAGACCUCAUUCUCAACAACCCAGCUCUCCAUAUCCAUUCCAAUGGCUUCGUCUGACUUCUCCACAACUAGUUCUCGUUCUCCGCAUGAUAGUUGAAGGAACAGAAUCCGAGAAUUCUGGAACUCUACUAGAGAAGGCCCAGACAAGUUCUAGCUACUGGACUAAAAUAUUGUACCCCUUGAUGAUUUUCGUUUGCCUCUGUUGUUCUAGAACUGUGGGUUUUCAGCAUCACUGUCUUGUGUAUUAGUACACUGCAAGGUUCAGGUUUUAGGUAUAAAAUAAAACAAACCCUAGCAGGUAACUGAAAAAAAAAAUCCAGAACAUUGCGGUUUGAAUUGAAAGAAAGAGCAACAAUUUUCCUGCAUGGAUUUUAUUAUUUACAUGGUAAAAAAAUUAUAGCUAGCUUUAGAAAUGUGAAGUUGGUGGUGGUUGUGGCCUUGUGCCUGUUUUUGAUGUGUAGUUGGAUUAUUGCAGUGAUUGUGCUUAAUGAAAUACCAUUAAGCUUAUGCUCAAUGACCAUAUAUGCAGUCCAAGUAAAUUCUUCA